This is a messenger RNA of Rhea pennata, 3039 nucleotides long. RefSeq names its product UDP-glucose 6-dehydrogenase (gene UGDH). Gene Ontology annotation, biological process: glycosaminoglycan biosynthetic process. The record is from RefSeq and is a predicted model, not a curated record. The transcript has 11 exons. The coding region runs from base 134 to 1618 and encodes 494 amino acids. Gene Ontology annotation, molecular function: UDP-glucose 6-dehydrogenase activity; NAD binding. Gene Ontology annotation, cellular component: nucleus. NCBI's taxonomy places the organism in Eukaryota, Metazoa, Chordata, Aves, Rheiformes, Rheidae.
GGCUCGCGGCGGCGGCGCCGGUGCAGUCCCGCCCGCGGCCCGCGCUCCGCGGCGGCCUGCGGGGCAGCGGCGGCGGUUCCCCCCUCCCGGCUUUGUCCGCAGCGCGGCUCUUCCCCGCCCUUCCAGCGCCGUCAUGUUCGAGAUCAGGAAGAUCUGCUGCAUCGGCGCCGGCUACGUCGGGGGCCCGACGUGCAGCGUUAUCGCGCAGAUGUGCCCCGGCAUCCAGGUCACCGUCGUCGACGUCAACGAGGCGAGAAUCGACGCCUGGAAUUCGGACACGCUUCCGAUUUACGAGCCAGGGUUGAAAGAAGUGGUAGAAUCCUGUCGAGGAAGAAAUCUCUUCUUUUCUACCAGUAUUGAUGAUGCCAUUAGAGAAGCCGAUCUUGUAUUUAUUUCUGUUAACACUCCAACAAAGACUUACGGGAUGGGAAAAGGCCGGGCGGCUGAUCUGAAAUACAUUGAAGCAUGUGCUAGAAGGAUUGUACAAAACUCAAAUGGCUAUAAAAUUGUCACUGAGAAGAGCACAGUCCCAGUACGUGCUGCAGAGAGCAUUCGUCGAAUAUUUGAUGCUAAUACUAAGCCAAACUUGGAUUUGCAGGUGUUGUCCAAUCCAGAGUUCCUCGCGGAAGGGACAGCAAUCAAGGACCUGAAGAACCCAGACAGAGUGCUUAUUGGUGGAGAUGAUUCUCCAGAGGGACAGAAAGCGGUCCGUGCUCUGUGCGCUGUGUAUGAGCACUGGGUACCCAAAGAAAAAAUUCUCACAACCAACACCUGGUCGUCAGAGCUUUCUAAACUGGCAGCUAAUGCUUUUCUUGCCCAACGAAUCAGCAGCAUUAACUCAAUCAGUGCUCUGUGUGAAGCUACAGGAGCAGAUGUUGAAGAAGUGGCAAGAGCGAUUGGAACAGACCAAAGAAUUGGAAAUAAAUUUCUCAAAGCCAGUGUUGGGUUUGGAGGUAGCUGUUUUCAGAAGGAUGUUUUGAAUUUAGUGUAUCUUUGUGAGGCAUUGAACUUACCUGAAGUAGCCCGCUAUUGGCAACAGGUAAUAGACAUGAAUGACUAUCAGAGAAGAAGAUUUGCUUCUCGUAUUAUUGACAGCUUGUUCAAUACUGUCACUGAUAAGAAGAUUGCUAUUUUAGGGUUUGCAUUCAAAAAGGAUACUGGAGACACAAGAGAGUCUUCCAGUAUCUACAUUAGCAAGUAUUUAAUGGAUGAAGGAGCAAAACUCCAUAUUUAUGAUCCUAAAGUACCUAAAGAACAAAUCAUCUUGGAUCUUUCACAUCCUGGUGUCUCAGAAGAUAAUCAAGUGUCUCGACUGGUUACUGUAAGUAAAGAUCCAUAUGAAGCCUGUGAUGGAGCUCAUGCCCUUGUAAUCUGCACUGAAUGGGAUAUGUUUAAGGAGCUAGAUUAUGAGCGUAUUCACAAGAAGAUGCUGAAGCCUGCAUUCAUUUUUGAUGGCAGGAGAGUUCUUGAUGAUCUUCAUAAUGAGCUACAAGUCAUUGGUUUCCAGAUUGAAACAAUUGGGAAGAAGGUGUCAGCCAAAAGAAUCCCUUUUGCUGCUUCUUGUGAAAUUCCUAAGUUCAGUCUGCAGGACCCUCCUGUAAAAAAACCGAGAGUGUAACUCUUAAUAUACCGAGGAAUUUCUGUGAACCUUCUUAGUGAUAUUAACUGUAAGCCUAUGCUUUUUUUAAGGAAAUAUUUUUUCAUAAACUGAAAACCAUUUUUACACUAGAAAUGGUACCUGGUACAUGUGAAUUCAGUCUACUUUCAAAUCUCUAUUUUUAUAAUUUUUUUCAGUUACUGGAGAUGGUACAGACCAGUUUUUAAUAAUGAAUCAACGUUUAAUUGAAAAUUAGUUACAAACUGCGGAUUUUUGCUUCCAGAAACAUUCCUAAACUGUGCUUGAGAUUAAGUGCUGUGAAAGCAAAAGAAAUUAAAAAAAUUCUUUUACUUCAGUCCAGCUAUGGACAGUGAUCAAGAGCUUAGCUGGUAUCACUGAUUAUAAUUUACCUCUGGGAUAACUUUUUGCCCUGUUAAAUGUUUGCUCUAACCAGCACUGAAGUCAGAAGAUAUGUUCUAAAUGAAUUUGAUAAGAUUUGGGUGGAGCCCUAAAAUAGAGAAUUGACUGCAAUAAUAGUGCCCUGAUCUUGGCUGGGAUCAAUGGGCAUUAUUAAAAUGUAAAGUGACUUCUGGUUUUGGGAGGCCAGAUAAUUCUGCAGACAUCUGUUGUGUAGUUAAUGACAGGGGACUAGCGUCUGUAAACUGAUCCACUGGCAGAUAACACUUUUGAUUCUUCAUGGUCUUGCCCACAUUCCACAUACAGCACACAAAUUAUGGAUUUAGUCAGAUUCCUGGGGCAAAUUUUCCUCACUUGCAGCAGUGUAACCCAUCAGCUUUGGCAGAGGAGCAUUCUGCUUGCUGUUUGUUUGGACACUGAAUUUAAGCAGAAUUACCUGAAAUUAAUUCAGUAUCAGUCCAAGUAGAAAGCAAAUGCUGGCUUCAAAGCUAUCUGGUGUUUAUUUUUUCCUUUCUUUCUGCUUGAAUACUUGAACUGAAUGCAGGUUUCCUAAUCAACCUGCAAAAAAUAUCCUCUGGUCCUAAGAAGAGAUUUAAAAAUACAAAUUCAGCCCCAUAAGUUAGUCAGCUUGCUACCUCAUGUAAUGAGCAGGAAUGCAUUCUUCCAAUGUUAUCUUUAUACUUUUGCCUUUACUAUUACUUUAUUUCUACUUGUUCUAAUUUUCCCAAUUGGCCAGUGCUAUUAAAUUCCUUGAAAUGGCACAGUUUGUGAUCAGUUUGUUGCAUGGGGUUGUAAAUGGAGGGGAGGAUAAAGGGGGGGGGUGACUGAACAGGUUUCAGAAUGAAAGGGGCAGGAACCUCCUGGCUGAAUAACAGUAGUCUUUGGAUGUUUGAGAAUUGCUGUGUUACUGGUCACAUAAUACCUUCUGUAUUUAUUCAAUGAGAAAGUAUGCUGUAUCAAUAGCUAAACCAAGAGCACAAGAUCCACUUCCUUUUUGCUAAUAAAAGUACUAUUACUUGCUAAAA